Magnolia sinica is the source of this 4494-nucleotide messenger RNA. Its product is annotated as protein SPA1-RELATED 2-like. NCBI's taxonomy places the organism in Eukaryota, Viridiplantae, Streptophyta, Magnoliopsida, Magnoliales, Magnoliaceae. The record is from RefSeq and is a predicted model, not a curated record. Gene Ontology annotation, molecular function: ATP binding; protein kinase activity; protein binding. Gene Ontology annotation, biological process: photomorphogenesis; protein phosphorylation. The coding region runs from base 276 to 3650 and encodes 1124 amino acids. The transcript has 8 exons.
AGAUAAGAAAGGCAAGGAGAGGGAGAGAGAGGAAUUGAAACGAGAACGUGACAGAUUGAGAGAUUUUCCAAUUCAGGCACUCAGGACCUGUGGAUGCUAUGCCAAUCUACGGGCUGAGGAUCAUAUAGUUCCCCCAAAGAUGAAUCCUUUAAUGGUUUGACUAGAGCAUACCAUAAAACGUGGCAAAAUGAAUCUUUUUCACCACUCCGAUUGUGACCUAGUUGACUCAUGGUGCAUGCUGGUCCAUGUGAUUUGACAAAGUCCAUUCGGACUCCAUGGAAGGGACUGGAGAUGUAAAUGCGGUCAUAGAAACUGUGGCACAACUCAAAGGAAAAGAGAUCAAUCCAUCCCUCCAACUAGAUAGCUGCAAUGCAGUGGAAUCGCCCACCAUGUUUGUCUCUCAGGAGAACGAUUGGGUGGAACCUGUUUCUUCAUUGAAUUUGCCAGAAGUAUUUACUGAGACUUUGGAGGGUAAGAUUCUAACCAGAUGCGUGGGUUCUGAUGCUGGGUCAGAACACCCGACUGCUUGCACAUUCAAUGAUUCUGGUGUUAUGGUUGAGGAGUUGACGCUGAAAAAUUACAAGGGAUCAGACUUAUCAAAUCUUGAUUGUUCAAAUAACCGAGAAGAAAUGCAAUUAGGGAAAGGCCAAUGGCAGAAUCUGUAUCAGUUGACUGGUGCUCCAUGGAAGAGGAAUUUGCAUGGGGAUGUGGUUUCCAAGGAACCAAUGCCUUCGGGUGGUGCAGAGGAUGUUGGAAAUAUGUUUCUGCCCAGGUUUUGUGUUCAGAGGCCUCUGCCCAAUAAGCAUCCAGAUGAUGAUCAUGCCCAUGUUUCCGAGCAUUUGAUUAACAGCGACAACUGCAAUGUCUUGAACAAUGCACUUGUCAGAGUUCGAGGAGGGAUCCGUACAAAGGUUCUUCCAGCAUCCGGCUUUUCUCAGUUUUUUGUCAAUAAUACUUUGAAAGGAAAGGGGGUUGUAUAUAGACAUUUCGGAACCCGAGAAGGAUCUGGUAUUCCUAAAAGGGGUCAGAAUAGUGAAAGGGCAAUUUAUGAGGCUGGGGUAGCUGCCAAUACAUCACCUUCUAGUGCAAAAGCUAAGGACUUGUCCACAUGCAGCAGUGCUGGGGCUGCUGUGGAUUUGGUUCAUCAUGGAAUCAGCUUAAGAGAAUGGCUUAAACCUGGGAAUCGCAGGACAAAUAAAGGUGAGAGCCUACGUAUAUUUAAGCAGAUAGUGGAGCUGGUGGAUCUUGCACACUCUCAAGGAAUUGCCUUAAAAGACAUACGGCCCUCUUGUUUCAUGAUAUUGCCAUCGGACAAAGUUAAAUAUGUUGGUUCUUGCAGCCCGCGAAUUGAGACAGAAUUGUCAGAGAGUGUUAUCAAUGGAGAUUCUCAUUACUCAAAGCAUCAUUCAAAAAGGAAAAUGGACUCAGAACAGGGUACGCACCCAAGCAUUAUUUUAUCGGCGAAGCGGCAGGAUCUCAGUGAGCAUGUAAAAUAUGCUGGCCAGCAUCCCAGAUUUUCUGCUGGAUAUGGCAUGAAACAUGAGAAGUUUGUGGAGGAUGAUACUAAAAGUUUUACAGCACAAAAUUCUGGUUGCAAUUUCGGGGAAGCACAAAACUUGGGUAAAGGACAUUGGACCAGAAACAUGCCUUGCAGUCCAAAUGUAUCAAAACCAAUGCACCAGCAGUUGAUGUCUGAAAGCCGGAGGUCAGAGGAGAGAUGGACCAGAUGGUAUAGCAGUCCAGAGGAGCUCAAUGAUGGGACCUAUACAUUGUCAUCAAAUAUCUACAGUCUUGGGGUUCUUCUGUUUGAGCUGUUCUGCUGUUUUGAAUCAUGGGAAAUGCAUGCUGCUGCAAUGUCUAACCUACAACAUCGGAUUCUUCCCCCGAAUUUUCUAUCAGAAAAUCCCAAGGAGGCUGGCUUCUGUCUCUGGCUGCUUCACCCAAAGCCUUCUUCUCGGCCAAAGACAAGGGAAAUCCUGCAAUCUGAAGUAAUAUGUGAAAACCGAGACUUGUCUUUUGGAGAUCAAUCUUCAUUACCCAUCGAUGAAGAGAAUGCUGAAUCAGAGUUGUUAUUGCAUUUCCUUACAUCCUUGAAAGAACAAAAGCAGAAUAAGGCAUCUAAGUUAGCUGAAGACCUUGAGUGCUUAAAAGCAGACAUUGAGGAGGCUGAAAAAAGGCAUUCAUUGAGAACUGAGAUUCUUUCUGGGUCAUAUAAGAAAGAUGUAUUGGCAAGUUUCUCUGAUAAAUGCCUUCAUAAUGGGCCUUUAUCCUUGGAGGUCCUCACUACCUCCUCAUCAAGGAUGGAUGAAGCAAGGUUGAUGAGGAAUAUCAGUCAGCUGGAAAGUGCAUACUUUUCUAUGAGAACCAUAAUUGGUCUCCCUGAGACCGACACUGCUGCACGCUCAGAUAAAGAUGUCCUAAAGAACCAACACAGAUGGUCUUCAAUUCAAAAUGACAAUGAAGACUGGUGCAUGAACAAGAAACCUACAGACCGGUUGGGAGCAUUUUUUGAAGGUAUAUGCAAGUAUGCUCGCUACAGUAAAUUCGAAGUACGAGGUGCUCUGAGGAAUGUAGAUCUUCUCAAUUCUGCUAAUGUUAUUUGCUCGUUGAGUUUUGACCGGGACGAGGACUUCUUUGCUGCUGCUGGGGUAUCAAAGAAGAUAAAGAUCUUUGAGUACAGUUCUCUCUUCAACGACACAGUUGAUAUUCAUUACCCAGUAGUUGAGAUGUCAAGCAGAUCAAAGCUUAGCUGUGUUUGCUGGAACAGCUACAUCAAGAAUUAUCUCGCUUCAACUGAUUAUGAUGGGGUUGUUCAGUUAUGGGAUGCUAGCACCGGUCAAGGGUUUUCACAAUACACAGAGCAUCAAAAGAGAGCUUGGUCUGUUGAUUUCUCGCAAGUGGACCCAACAAAGUUAGCCAGCGGAAGCGAUGACUGUUCUGUGAAACUUUGGAGCAUUAAUGAGAAAAACAGUAUCAGCAUGAUCAGAAAUGUUGCCAAUGCCUGCUGCGUUCAGUUCUCCCCUCACUCCAGUCAUUUAUUAGCCUUUGGAUCCGCUGAUUAUAAGGUCUACUGUUAUGAUCUCCGGCAUACAAGAAUCCCUUGGUGUACAUUGGCAGGUCAUGGGAAAGCUGUUAGUUAUGUGAAAUUCUUAGAUCCAUACACGGUUGUUUCUGCUUCCACUGACAAUACCCUUAAGCUUUGGGAUCUUAAUAACACCGUUUCUAGUGAGUUAUCCACCAGUGCUUGCAGCUUAACCUUGAGCGGUCAUAUGAAUGAGAAGGUUUGUAGUAUGCAAGCUGUCAAGCUGGUUUCUUUAUUUCUAAAUGUGCUUCUAGAUCUGGAGGAUUUAUCCAAAAAUGCUGGUCUCUCUAUUAACUACUGUCUUUUGUUUCCUCAGAAUUUUGUGGGUUUAUCUGUUUCUGACAGUUAUAUCGCAUGCGGUUCAGAGACUAAUGAGGUUUAUGCAUAUUAUAGAUCCCUCCCUAUGCCAGUAACUUCCCACAAGUUCGGCUCCAUCGAUCCUAUUUCUGGGCAAGAGACGGUCGAUGAUAAUGGACAGUUUGUAUCCAGUGUCUGUUGGAGAGGGAAGUCAAACAUGGUAGUUGCUGCAAACUCAAAUGGCACUAUCAAACUGUUGCAAAUGGUGUGAGAGAAGAACCGGAUUCUGUGGUUUGCAGGCCCCAGAAGAUCGCUGUUGCUUAUGCUGUGUCAUUCGGUACGGCUUCCUGUGUUUGGUCCAUAAGAGUGCCAAGCAAGAGCUGAGACAAAGAAGAGUGGAAAAUCCACUCGUUGUGAUGCUGAGCACUAAAAAUUAAUGCAAUAUUGUUGUCUUAUUUCAUCCCUGGGAUAUGGGAUCUUUAGGGAUCAUGUGGAAGAAGCAGCAUGGGAAGUAAUGUGGAAUCUUCAAAACCAGGGGCUGAACAUGUCUCCAGAGGUCCAGCUUGAAAUCAUCUAUGCUUGCUACUCACUGGAUGGCCUGGUGUUCACCUUCCAUGCAGAUUAUUGAAAAAUUCCGUACUUAGCUGCCAUCUCAAGAACAUAAAGAGAAGGCUAGAAACCAGCGGAUGCUUUCAAAAGUUCAGAAAGUCCCCGGGAGAGUCAGAACUCACAUCAAGCAAGUUGGUCAAUACCAAGGUUUGGAAGAUUAGAGCAGGUAGUCAGAAAUGCAGAACUCGUUAGGGCUACGUCAUUCUAUGCAUGAAAGGAGCCUGUGCAUGACUGUCUCGAGGAAUUGAUAUAUGGAGAUGCAUGGAAAUGCGCAGUUCUCGGGAUUUUCGCAAUUGGUUGGAAUUGUAACAAACAUGUCUUCCUGUUCGUGGAAGAUGUUUUCUAACUGCACAUCCAUGUUAAGAAGACUGAAUCACAACACUGUAACCAUCAACAGAUUCAAAAUUCAUAGAAUAUACCAAGGAGUAUUGUAUUGAAAAUUGAAGGUAAAGCUUGUUUUGUUCACUUUAUAUUUUGAAUCUGCCAAAAGGCCAUUCUGCAUCAAA